This is a messenger RNA of Bombyx mandarina (wild silkworm), 2714 nucleotides long. RefSeq names its product Stress-induced phosphoprotein 1 (gene Stip1). Lineage: Eukaryota; Metazoa; Arthropoda; Insecta; Lepidoptera; Bombycidae. Gene Ontology annotation, molecular function: Hsp90 protein binding. The record is from RefSeq and is a predicted model, not a curated record.
UUUUCUCGAAUUUGAAGUGUCACUUUUAACUCUUCUAAGCGUUGAGAACGGCAUUUAAUAUCGAGAUUUGUUCGCAGUUUCAGCCAACGAUUAUACCAUUGAAACUUACUAGGAAGUACCUAAAGCGUGUUCGUGCAAUAAUUGAAGAUACUUUUAAUACAUAAAUUGAUUAUUACAGAAAACAGCUAUGGAUAAGGUGGAACAGUUGAAGAAGAAAGGUAACGAUGCUCUAGUUAAUCAAAACUUCGAUGAAGCUAUCAAAUGUUACACGGAAGCCAUAGCUUUGGACCCCACGAAUCACGUUUUGUAUAGCAACCGCUCAGCAGCUCAUGCCAAAGCUGAGAAUUACGAGGCUGCUCUCGAAGACGCCGAGAAAACCGUGUCAUUAAACCCAAACUGGAGUAAAGGAUAUUCACGUAAAGGGAGCGUUUUAGCAUAUUUGUCGAGGUACGAGGAGGCCAUAGAGGCUUAUAAAACCGGUUUAAGACUAGAACCUACUAACCAACAGCUAGCUCAGGGUCUGAGGGAUGUAGAACGAGCCAUGAAAGAAAGUAAUUUAGAAGCAGAGCGGUUAAUUAGGCUCUAUAAAAAUCCCAGGACAAGAGAAUGGAUGAAAGACCCUGAAUAUGUAACAAAGAUUGCUAAGCCUUUAGUCAAAAAUACUUAUGACAUUAGAAAUUUGAACAUGGAAGAUGAGAGAGUGGCAGCAACUAUUACUGCACUAUGGCAGGCAGAUCUUGAUGCAGAAACUGCCAUGGAUGUGGAUCCACCAGCACCAGAAAAAACACCAAGCACAGCACCAAAGCAGAAAGAGGAACCGCCCAAGGACAAAUAUGAAGGAUUACCAGAAAAUCGAAAACAAGCACUGAUCCAGAAAGAUUUGGGCAAUGAUUGUUACAAGAAAAAAGAAUUUGAUAAUGCAAUAACACAUUAUGAGAAAGCGAUAGAAUUUGAUCCUACCGAUAUAACAUUCUAUACGAAUAUGGCUGCAGUUUUCUUUGAACAGAAAGAGUAUGAGAAAUGCAUUAAGGAAUGCGAGAAGGCUAUUGAAAUUGGUAGAGAAAACAGAGCAGAUUUCAAAUUAAUAGCUAAGGCUUUUACUAGGAUUGGUAACGCAUACAAAAAAAUGGAACAAUGGAAACUAGCCAAAACAUACUUUGAAAAGUCAAUGUCUGAACAUCGUACCCCUGAGAUCAAGACACUAUUAAGUGAAGUGGAACGCCGUAUUGUUGAAGAGGAAAGGAAAGCAUAUAUUGAUCCUGUUAAAGCUGAACAAGAAAAGGAAUUAGGCAAUGAGUACUUUAAGAAAGGUGACUACAGUACAGCAGUGAAACAUUACACAGAAGCUAUAAAACGGAACCCUGAUGACUCCAAACUGUACUCAAAUAGGGCUGCAUGUUACACCAAGUUGGCUGCUUUUGACUUGGGACUGAAAGACUGCGAACAAUGCUGCAAACUAGACCCUAAAUUCAUCAAGGGAUGGAUUAGGAAAGGAAAAAUUUUGCAGGGUAUGCAACAACCAUCUAAGGCCCUGACAGCCUAUCAAAAAGCCCUGGAACUGGACCCCAGCAAUGCAGAAGCUCUAGAAGGGUACCGCUCAUGCUCCACACAACUCAACUCUAACCCAGAAGAGGUCCGCAAACGUGCCAUGUCUGAUCCGGAAGUGCAGCAGAUAUUGCGCGAUCCCGCCAUGCGAUGUAUACUUGAACAGAUGCAGCAGGACCCUCACGCGUUGCAAGAUCAUCUCAAGAAUCCUGAAAUUGCAGCUAAGAUACAGAAACUCUUGGAAUCAGGCCUCAUCGCCCUACAUUAGUCUCACAAUGGACUGCCUUAAUGGGCAUUCGCCGAACACCCCCUGAUUUACGUUAAUAUCCCACUUGCUCAUUUUCAAUUUUUAAAUAAGUUUGAUCUGUCUGAUGACAAUACAAUGUUACUAUUUAAUUAGUGUGCUCUUGAAAUGCAGAUGUGGAUAACAGAGUUCUAUCAUGGCUAAAACCAUACCUAGUUUAGCUUAUCAUGACACUUUUUUUCAAAUAUUCACAGUGGGAGUUGUUUUCAAUUAUUAAUGAAUUGUAGUUAGUGUCAUAAUAGACAUUGAAAAUGGGAACACUAUUAAACAUUUAAUUGAAAAGGCCUGAAUACCUGUUGUAAGUCAAUUUGUCCCCACUGUCUAAUUUAAAUCAAUAGAAUAAUUUGCUAUCUUAGAAAAAAAUAGUGAGGUACAGUCAUACUAUAUUAUUAACAUGCCCAAUAAUUGGCAUACUGAAUUUGCAAAAGCUAAAUAGUUUGUUUGAUAAAUAAUGCUGAGUUUGAAAUGAAAUUUCUUCUGAUAUUGUAGUUUGUGUUGAUGAAAUGAUGACAAUCUGAGCCGAAAUGGACAGAAGCAAAGAAAUCAGGAUAACUUCCAAUCACAUCCAAUUUAAUGCUAAUGUAGCUUUAGUGUCAGAUAUUGUAUACUUAACGAAUAUACCUGUUUUAUCCCCCUUCAGAGUAAAAAUAUUGAGAAUCCGAAAUAAAAAUAAUUAUACGGGGAAAUAGCUUUUUCUAUGCCAUUGUCAUAUAAGCUGUACUGAUUAUAAAUGAUAAAAGAUGUGAGGAAAAGAUACCAGCAACUCUUAACAUUGAAAUCUGUGAAUGUAAAUUAAUAAUAAUUUAUUUCAUUUUACGUUUUCCUUGCAGAAACUACAUUCGGUUUAUGAAAAAUGUUUUUAAUA